AAUCGUAUUUGAAAAAUAUGAGGAUGAAUGGAAGGACGCUAUUAAACGUGCUACAGUCUGGAUAACUGAAAAGAUCAAAGUCAAAGCAGAAAAAUAUGUCGAAGCAGAAGAAGAAUUGUACCAAGCCUGUGAACAAUACUUUAUCGAACAAGGGAUUGAAAUCUUUAAUAAAGAAGCUAUUACUGAAUUAGACAAAAUUGUAAUUACCGAUAAUACACGACAAGCUGUAUACUCCCAUCUUCGUAGCGGCGCUAACAAAGACAAUACUCUAAUAAUUUGCAAGUCCCAGAAUAAUGAUGGUUCAUUCUCUCUUCACUCCUUAAUAAAAGAGCACCUUCAAAUCCGGUCAAUCGACACCUUAACUAAAUCUUUGAAACGUUUUUCUGAAAGUCAAGCACUAAGAAGAUCAGAUGAUUCUAUAUGGAUUACGGCAUUUACAAUAACUUACAUCAAAAUCGUCCUUGUCGAACAUGAACCCGAAUGGCGCAAAGUUGUUGAACGAGCAUCUUUCUGGGUUACCGAGCGAAUAAAGAACGCCAAACUUGAAAAAGAAUUAUAUUCAGCAUGUGAACAGUACUUGAUUGACAGGGGUUGUAGUAUUAUUCAAGCAGAAGAAAGCGAAGUGUCACUGUCUAAAAAUGCUUAUCUCAAUCCGGAGAUCAUUGUCAUCGGAGCUGUAUAUGAGGCUAAUCGUAAAUUCGAGAAAAGUUGUGUUGAAUCAAAGACCAAAUUUGAUUUAAAUCAAGCCCGCAAAAAGAUUGACUUAUUUGUAGAAGAAGAAGUUGAAAACAUAUUUGCCACUAGAGUCACUUACUGUGACAAAGAGGAUAUUCUGCGUCGUGCAAAACGUGCCGCACGUUUCUUGGUCGAUGAACACUAUAAGACUGAUGAACUCUGUUGCUCUUGUUGCGGCAAGGACUACUGA
Messenger RNA from Acaulospora morrowiae, 925 nucleotides. The record is from the annotation of a GenBank genome assembly. Lineage: Eukaryota; Fungi; Glomeromycota; Glomeromycetes; Diversisporales; Acaulosporaceae.